Messenger RNA from Stereum hirsutum FP-91666 SS1, 198 nucleotides. RefSeq lists its product as uncharacterized. The transcript has 2 exons. The record is from RefSeq and is a predicted model, not a curated record. The annotation marks the transcript as partial. Lineage: Eukaryota; Fungi; Basidiomycota; Agaricomycetes; Russulales; Stereaceae.
GAAGAGACACUUCGCGCCGUGGACGACCUCUAUAAAGAGGGAAAGUUUGAGCGGUUUGGGAUCGGUAAUUACGUUACAGUGUGGGAAGUCGCAGAGAUAGUGACCGUCUGUUGUCAGAAUGGUUGGAUUCAGCCUACUGUGUGUCAGGGGAUUCAUAAUGCUGUUCAUCGGGUAAGUCUUAGUGUACGUCGCGAAUAG